This is a messenger RNA of Trichomonas vaginalis G3, 615 nucleotides long. RefSeq lists its product as uncharacterized. The record is from RefSeq and is a predicted model, not a curated record. Lineage: Eukaryota; Parabasalia; Trichomonadida; Trichomonadidae. Bases 1 to 615 code for a protein of 204 amino acids. The transcript has a single exon.
AUGUUGAACGAAAGUCUUACAAACCCAUUCUUUGGUAAAAGUAAGUGCAACAUUGUCAGAGCUGUAAACAUUCUUUUCGAGAAAGGUUUGUUGGAACCAAUUCCAGAUGACAAGCUGACAGAAACUUUUGUACCAAAAGACGAAACAAGCUUUUCAUUGUUAGCAAGACCAAAAGUUGUUCCGGACAAAGUUCUAGUACAAAAGAAGUACACAGUUCCACAAGGGGUUGGUAUGUUCGGAUACCAACCUGAACCAGAAGAACUUCCAAUGAGGUUGCAAGAACUUCAAGAUGCUAUAAACAAACUUCCAUUGAGACAUCCAAUUGACGUCAAAUUGUAUUGGAGAGCAUCUGAGUUAGGUCAGAAGGUUUUAUAUGAAACAGGUUGCUUCGACGAUGUUUAUGAGAUAACAGGAGAAGUUUCUCAGAAGAUAAGAGACUCACUUGAAUUUCCACAAACUGGACCAAUUGGUUGCGACAAGUUCGACUCAAACGAAAAGAUAUACUAUGUCGACCUUAACGCUGCAUACAUAGUUAGUAUACAUAUCUUCAGUACGGUGGCACUGCGCGCCAUCUUACCGAAGAUAUGUCAACCUGACACUUUACAAAACCACUAA